This is a messenger RNA of Elephantulus edwardii (Cape elephant shrew), 1279 nucleotides long. RefSeq names its product cysteine conjugate-beta lyase, cytoplasmic (gene KYAT1). NCBI's taxonomy places the organism in Eukaryota, Metazoa, Chordata, Mammalia, Macroscelidea, Macroscelididae. Gene Ontology annotation, cellular component: cytoplasm; mitochondrion. The transcript has 12 exons. Gene Ontology annotation, biological process: biosynthetic process. Gene Ontology annotation, molecular function: pyridoxal phosphate binding; L-kynurenine:2-oxoglutarate transaminase activity. The record is from RefSeq and is a predicted model, not a curated record. Bases 5 to 1279 code for a protein of 424 amino acids.
GGCCAUGGCCAGGCGGCUGCAAGCCCGAAGGCUGGACGGGAUUGACAAGAACCCUUGGGUGGAGUUUAUCAAACUGGCCAGUGAAAAUGAGUGUGUAAACCUGGGCCAGGGCUUCCCCGACUUUGCACCCCCAGACUUCGCCAUGAAAGCCUUUCAGCACGCCGUCAGCAGUGACAUCAUGCUCAACCAGUACACCAAGGGAUUUGGACACCCACCACUGACAAAGGUCCUGGCAAGCUUCUUUGGGAAGCUGCUGGGGCAGGAAAUGGACCCCCUCAAGAAUGUGCUGGUGACUGUGGGUGCUUAUGGAGCCCUGUUCACAGCUUUCCAAGCCUUGGUGGACGAAGGAGAUGAGGUCAUCAUCAUUGAACCCUUUUUUGACUGUUAUGAGCCCAUGACAUUGAUGGCCGGAGGUCACCCUGUAUUUAUGCCCCUGAAGUUGAGCCCCUCCAAUAAUGGGGAACUGGAUUCCAGCAGCAACUGGCACCUGGACCCUACAGAGUUGGCCAGCAAAUUUACAUCUCGCACCAAAGUCUUGAUCCUCAACACACCCAACAACCCUCUGGGAAAGGUCUUCUCCAAGGCAGAACUGGAGUUGGUGGCCAGCUUGUGCCAGCAGCAUGACGUGGUGUGCAUCAGUGAUGAGGUCUACCAGUGGCUGGUCUUUGACGGGAACCAGCACAUAAGCAUCGCCAGUCUUCCUGGCAUGUGGGAACGCACCCUGACCAUCGGCAGUGCUGGCAAGACGUUUAGUGCCACCGGCUGGAAGGUGGGCUGGGCCCUCGGCCCAGAUCAUCUCAUGAAGCACCUGAAGACUGUGCACCAGAACUCGGUGUUUCACUGUCCCACACAGACCCAGGCUGCAGUGGCCUGGAGCUUUGAGCGGGAGCAGCAGCACUUCGGCGAGCCCAGCAGCUAUUUUGUCCAGCUCCCAGAGGCCACCCAGCACAAAAGGGACCACAUGAUACGCAGCCUACAGUCGGUGGGGCUGCGGCCCAUCAUCUCCCAGGGUAGCUACUUCCUUGUCACAGACAUCUCAGACUUCAAGAGCAAGAUGCCAGACUUGCCUGGUGCUGAAGAUGAGGCCUAUGACAGUCGCUUCAUCAAGUGGAUGAUCAAGAACAAGGGUUUGAUGGCCAUGCCAGUCUCCGUCUUCUACAGUGUACCACAUCAGAAGCUCUUUGACCACUACAUCCGCUUCUGCUUUGUAAAGGAUGAAGCCACACUCCAGGCCAUGGAUGAGAAGCUGCAAAAAUGGAAAGCUGAACUCACACCCUGA